AUGGCCUCCAACAGUUGCAUCAUCUUUGCUCUUUUCAUUGCUGUUUCCUUCGCAAACAUGGAUAUUGGCCUAGCAGCUCGUCAUCUGAUGCAGACAACUGCAACAAAUUUGCCAGGCAUUCCCUCUUUGCCUAAACCAACAUUGCCACCUUUGCCUUCUCUUCCAACACUGCCUACUGUUCCACCUUUGCCUACAAUCCCAACAUUGCCUCAGCCUCAGGGCAAUGUUCCACCUUUGCCUACAAUCCCUUCUCUUCCUACUGCCCCAACUAUUCCACAGGUCACUCUUCCACCCCUUUCUGCCACUUCUCUUCCAAACUUCCCCACAAUCCCCUCCUUCCCUUUUCUGUCUCCACCACCUUCUUCAGCCUCCACUCCUUGA
This is a messenger RNA of Sphenostylis stenocarpa, 381 nucleotides long. Lineage: Eukaryota; Viridiplantae; Streptophyta; Magnoliopsida; Fabales; Fabaceae. The record is from the annotation of a GenBank genome assembly.